Messenger RNA from Suillus subaureus, 1150 nucleotides. RefSeq lists its product as uncharacterized. NCBI's taxonomy places the organism in Eukaryota, Fungi, Basidiomycota, Agaricomycetes, Boletales, Suillaceae. The record is from RefSeq and is a predicted model, not a curated record. The transcript has a single exon. Bases 310 to 942 code for a protein of 210 amino acids.
GGGACAUCAUCGGGUUCCGCGUUAGCUCCCCUGCUUAUCAGUCAUUAUUCAUACUUAUAAUAUAACAGGUUCUUCAAGAACACUGGCGCCGUAGUCGGUGUCUUCCUUGUGAUUGGUUUGGCCGUUGCAUCCAUUGUGCUGUGGAUCUUCUUUUUCAUCCAACGUAAGCGCCGUAUCAAUCGAAUUGACCAUGACACCGAAAUCGAGGCAGCUGUUGCUGCCUCGGGCUUUGGUCGAGCUCCUUUGGAUGAUGACAAUGAUUACCGAGGUGCCCGGUCGUUACAGUCACAUUCUUUGUCUUCGGCGCAGAUGGUACAGCGCGUGAGCCCCGUUGGUUAUAUUCCCGAUGGUUCUGGCUUGCCCACUGCCGGUCAGCCAGUUUCAGAGGGUCCAUUUGAUGAUGACAAUGUCGCAUUCAAUCCUUACGCGGGCUAUGUAGUUGAAGGUAUACCAACAAGUGGAGGGUAUAUUCAAGCUCGCAGUGCUAGUCCUCCUCCGGAAGCUGAGCAGCAAGGGCCUCCUAGUAGUGCAGCAUUGCAUGAUAUUGGUGAUUCCUCCCGGGAUCGGAAAAGCUCCUAUGGCCAUACCCCCACGUACAGCGUUGCAAGCUAUGAGCCGCUACUCGCCGCAUAUACGCAGGGAUCCUCUGCGGAGCGAGGCGCCAGCUCACCGCCCACGCCGCCCCCAAGGAACCCAGCACGACGUGCGCACCUUGACAGUGCCGCUUCCCGCCCUGCGAAUAAUUCAUCGGAUGGAGGUAUCGAUGAUAGGUUGGAUCCUGAAAUUCGGAGGCGGACCAGGUCGGAUAGUCUUGGCUCAGACGAUCUCAAGGAUGAAGAAGACUACAGCCGGCCGGUGCUUACCGUAAGGUUUUCGAUUUUCUUUCUCGACGCUAUACUUAGACAUCACAGGUCCGCAAUAUGCCUGAUGGUCGCAGUAUAAAUUCUGCACUGUGACGGACAUUGUGUUUGCGUUCUGGGUUUUGUUUCCUUCCGGAAAGAAAUCUGACUGUUGUGUCAUUAAUGUUGUGUCCGAAAUAAUCUGGACUAUUUACUGAUUUGUUGAGCAGAUCAUAAUCAUCCUCAUCCUUUCUGACCCUCGUACAUACUGCAACCGCAUUCUGUAUAUCAUCACAAACCAUGGACAUACA